AUGGAUACUGAGGUUGAACUGUUGCGUCAGUUCGUGAAUGUUUGUAAAAGCAAGCCGGCAAUUUUGCACGAGCCAAAAUUCCAGUUCUAUAGGGAUUACCUUGAAAGUCUUGGUGCAAAACUUCCACCCCUACCAAAAGAACCAAGUGAAACGAAAUCAUCAGCUGAUCACAAUGAGGAAUCGCCAAUAAACGAAGAGGAAGUGGAGCCAGAAGAGAAACUGGAUUUGGACAUGUCAGGUGUAAUAAAGGGCGAAGAAGAUGAAUCACUUCCAAUGGGUGAUGAUAAUAAAGAGAUAACUGAGGAGGAUAUGGAAAAGGCAACUGAACAGCGGGUGCUUGCCGUGAAUGCAUUUAACGAAGGAAAUUAUGAAGAAGCUGUAAUGCAUUUUACCAAUGCUAUCAAAUUGAACCCAGGGCUAGCUGUUUUGCACGCGAAGAGAGCGAACGCGCUUCUGAAGUUGAAUAAACCAAAUGGCGCAAUUCGCGAUUGUGAUAAAGCGAUUUCAUUGAAUGCAGAUUCAGCACAAAGCUAUAAAUUUCGUGGACGAGCUCACAGAUUACUUGGCAAUUUCGUGGAAGCGCACCGUGAUCUAGCCAUGGCAUGUAAAUUGGAUUACGAUGAUGAAGCAAAUGUUUGGCUGAAGGAAGUCGAACCAAACGUAAAUUCUUCAAGAUUUUUACACAUUGAAUACAUUAACUUCAAAUUCUGCAAUUCAAGGGCAGAUUCGAAAUUUGGAUACUUAAUUCUAUGUAGAAUUGAGAUAUGGCAUGGUGAUUAG
This is a messenger RNA of Cercopithifilaria johnstoni, 780 nucleotides long. NCBI's taxonomy places the organism in Eukaryota, Metazoa, Nematoda, Chromadorea, Rhabditida, Onchocercidae. The record is from the annotation of a GenBank genome assembly.